This is a messenger RNA of Galeopterus variegatus (Sunda flying lemur), 2725 nucleotides long. RefSeq names its product immunoglobulin superfamily, member 6 (gene IGSF6). The transcript is spliced from 6 exons. NCBI's taxonomy places the organism in Eukaryota, Metazoa, Chordata, Mammalia, Dermoptera, Cynocephalidae. The record is from RefSeq and is a predicted model, not a curated record. The coding region runs from base 1989 to 2711 and encodes 240 amino acids.
AAAAAGGGAAGGGGAGGACAGCACUUGCCAUAGAGCUGGCAUGCACCAGGCAUUGAAUGCUUUGAAGACUGCCUUCUUCACACUGCUCAGGCCGCCCCUGAGGCAGGUGAGCUCAGAUAUGGAGCAAAGAGUCAGAAGGGCUAAGGAACUUGCCUCAACUUGCAAAGUUAAUGAGUGUCAGAGCAAAAAACGUAAUCCCAGGUCUGUUGGGUCCCAAAGCCCACACUGUGACCUUCUCUGACAGUUUCAGAUCAUACCCUAUGUUAACCACUGACUGGGGGUUGUAAUGGUUAACGGGUUCAGAAAACUAGCCAUUAAAAUACUAGAAUACUGAAGCAAAGAAUAACAUAAUAUUUAAAAGAGGAUUUUGGACAAAUGCAAGAAAAUACCAUUGAUGUAGUAAACUUACGCAACUUACUACCUAGAGAGAUUUAUGAGGCUGAAAAUGAAAUAGGCCCAUGAAGGAUUUUAGUCUAUAAAUAAAAAACAGAUCAUCAGUGUGUUUUUCAAGGGAAGUUGACCCAUUCCCUAAUUUUUCAGAACAAUUUCAUAAAAAUUAAGCUCCAGGACCAGAGAGAGGUAGAACACGAGAAUGGAUGAGUCAACCUGGCAUUUCUUGGAAUGGUGACUGAAGUCUCUAUCACUCAUUUCCAAAUCUAUAAGCAUCAGCACCUGGAAAAUGAGGUGACUAGGUAAAGUAUUCAAAUUCGCACUAAGAAAAUAAGCACAUUUAAAUGUUAGGGUGCUUUUAGAUGCUAUAAAAUACACAUAUCCUUAAAAGUACUACUAAAUCCAGAUUGAAAAUAACCUUGUUAAUGAGACAACACAUAAUCAGCAGGUACCAAGAGCACACUAUAGUGGGACUAUUUUUCAUUCUUUUCGGAGGCCCAGCACUGAACUCUCUUCCUAUGUCUGGUGAAUUUCCUGCCUAGAGUCCUGGUGGGAGACAAGGCCUAGGGAAGUGGCUUUCCUGGCCUUCUUGCAGCUGAGGCACUGGCACAUCACCUGAGCUCUGACACACUCACCUGUGACCAGGAAUGAGGAGCUAGUGACCCACAGAAGUGGGGAUGUGAGGCGCAUCUCUGGGACAUACAGGGGUGCAAUGAGACCAAGCAGCUGGGGUGGCGGUUCAGAGUACUAACAACAGUUUAUGGCACUAGAGCUUGGUGGCAGCACCAUGCUCUGCAGACCUGUUUUACAGUGUGAUUUAGGGCAUUUCUCUUGGCUGUGGAGCCCACAAAUGGUUCUCCAGUCUUCCCAGUGACUCUGGGAGCUACCCCCAAAUCAUUUCCAUAAAUUUCCUUUGCUUAAAGUCAGCCUGAGUCAGUUCCUGCUACUUACAAAGCAGAACCUAACUGAACACGCCUCCAAGCAUGGGGGAGGAGGGUAGGAAGCAGAGGACAGAGAGCCCACACAUCUGCUUCACACACAUUAGAAAGGGCUCUCUGAAUUAAAAACUGGGGCACAAUUAGUUUUUCCUGGUACUAGGAUGUGUUGUUCACUACUUUUUCUCCUGUCUCUAUAUGAAGACACUACCUUCUGCUUCUCCAUUCCCAGCAGCUAAUGGCCCAGGGCCAGGCACACAUUAGGUGUCCCAGGACCAGCGACUGAACUGCCCUGGAAAUCUAAAGUGCUAAUUACCUGUCAAACAAUAUUCCUGCCUGGGAAUAUGCGCUACGUGUAAAUCAAAAUCUCACUUAAAACAUCUAAUACGUGUAAAUCGAAAUCUCACUUAAAAUACCUAACACCUAUGAUGAUUUGUAAAAUCAGGGCGGGGAAUGACAAGCACAUUUAGAAAUGUGCCCCAGGCGAAAAUGAUGAAUCUGGGUUACAAACCAUCUUUACACAAUUUCAAAAAGUUCCUGUUUAUGGUUCCUCAAUAAGAGUUCCUCUCUUCAGUUCUUCCUUUCUUGGGGGGGAAAAAAAAGCCAACUUCUUUCAAAUACACACCCCACCUCCCCACUGCCUGUCCCCUGACACACACAGAAAUGGAGACUGUGAGCAGAGGCAAGGUUGCUCUCGGCAUGGCAAUCAAUCUGACUCUACUUUAUGUCGGUGCUGUGGGUGCCUGCACCAUCUCUGUCAUACAGCCACGCUACCUAGAAGUGGACUACACUCACAAGGCUGUCACCAUAGAGUGUACCUUCUCCACUGCUGGAUGCCCUUCGAAGCAACCAACAAGCCUGUGGUUUCGCUAUGGCGCUCACCAGCCUGAGAACCUAUGCUUGGACGGAUGCAAAAGUGAGGAGGACAAAUUCACAGUGCAGGAAGCUCUGGCACAAAACCAAGUCUCCCUCACUGUAAACAGAGUGACUUUAAAUGAUAGUGCAAUCUACAUCUGUGGAAUAGCAUUUCCUACAGCACAGGGACCGAGAGCUAAGCAAACUGGAGGAGGGACUACCCUGGUGGUCAGAGAAACUAAGCUUCUCAGCAAGGAACUGCAGGGUCUCCUGACUGCUCUCUUAUCACUGCUCUCUAUCUACAUUACUGGGGUAUGCGUGGUCUUCAUAGUCCUCUCCAAAUCAAAAUCUAACACUCUAAGAAAGAAACAAACAAAAGAAGAUUCACAAAAGAAGAGUGCUCGGCGCAUUUUUCGGGAAAUUGCUCAAGAACUAUACCAUAAGAGAUACGUGGAAACAAGCCAGCAACCUGAGAAAGACAACAACACUUAUGAAAACAGAAGAGCACCUUCCAACUAUGAAAGACCAUAGAGACAUUUUAAAUU